UAAAAGCAGUAGUUGUGCAGCCUGGAGUUCCAGCUCCACAGCUGCAGGAAUUCAGAGGGAAUAGAGCUGGACUUUGACACGCUCACACUCAAAGGAACAAACUCACACACACACUGGUCUGGAUUACUUUGUACACUGGGAUCAUGAAAUCUCCAAAGAUCAAACCUCAAGCAAAGUUCGUGAACGCAGAAGAUUUAAACGAUGUCCUGUGUGAGUUCGACGCCGUGAUGGAAGACUUUACGUCUCCCACAGAGAAACGUCAUUUCAGGUACGACGAGCACCUGAAGACUAUGAAAAGGAGGAGCAGCGCCAGCGUCAGCGACAGUGGCAUCAGCGACUCUGAGAGUGCAGAGUCCCUGAACAGAAACAGCUUCAGCUUCAGUGACGAGCGACUCUACUCGCCCACCUCACUCUCUCCAAUCGCCAGCUCUCCUCCUCUGAUGUCACCAAAACCCAAACUCGGAGACACAAAGGACCUUGAAGAUUUCAUCGCUGACCUCGACAGGACAUUAGAAAGCAUGUGACACCGAGGCCCACACUCUGCCCUACUGCAGUGAAGCCCUGAUGGAGGACCGAAAGGGAUAAAGGGCGUAGACGCCGACCACAGCCCCCCCC
Cynoglossus semilaevis (tongue sole) is the source of this 615-nucleotide messenger RNA. RefSeq names its product regulator of cell cycle (gene rgcc). Lineage: Eukaryota; Metazoa; Chordata; Actinopteri; Pleuronectiformes; Cynoglossidae. Gene Ontology annotation, biological process: regulation of cell cycle. The record is from RefSeq and is a predicted model, not a curated record. The transcript is spliced from 5 exons. Bases 144 to 524 code for a protein of 126 amino acids.